Molecule: messenger RNA, 2515 nt
Organism: Dermacentor silvarum
Lineage: Eukaryota; Metazoa; Arthropoda; Arachnida; Ixodida; Ixodidae
Gene: Dhod
Product: dihydroorotate dehydrogenase (quinone), mitochondrial
Exons: 8
Coding region: 306-1529 (407 amino acids)
Biological process (GO): pyrimidine ribonucleotide biosynthetic process; 'de novo' pyrimidine nucleobase biosynthetic process
Cellular component (GO): mitochondrial inner membrane; cytoplasm
Molecular function (GO): dihydroorotate dehydrogenase activity
Source: RefSeq, a predicted model, not a curated record
UCGGCCCAGCUUUGCCUCUAGAGUCAGUUAUAUUAACUCUAUGCUCUAUGCUUGCGGCUCCCGUAAACUGCUGAGUUUCCUCUAGUGGUGUCUGCUCGUCUGCAGCGUGGCUUUUGUUUAGGUGCUUGUAGCUGUUGUUGAACCGUACAGCCUUGAGGGGCCUUGAGCUUCAACAGCUGCAUUGCAAGUGGCUGCAAUCAACCCUGUAAUAGUAGUCGUAGCGUUUAUUUCUUAGUAGCGCUUAAUCAAUCUGUGACAAACUUCCCUUGUGGGUAGUCCACUUGUGACUAUUAUAGGCCGGCGAGAUGUCGAGGACUCGCCUCGCGCACAAGUUGAGAUCCAUGGCUGCCAUUGUGGGCGGGGCAUCCCUGAGCUUUGUGGGCGUGGCAACCAUGUACGGCCAGGCUGACUUCUACAGCCGCUUCCUGAUGCCCGCCGUGCAUGCUGUGCUGGACCCAGAGCGUGCACACCUGCUGGGCGUCCAGGUGGCGCGGCUGCAGCUACUGCGUCCCCAGAGGGAGCCCGACCCUGAUGUUUUGCACACAGAGCUGCUGGGCCUGCAGCUGUCCAACCCAAUUGGUCUGGCAGCAGGCUUUGACAAGCACGCAGAGGGUGUGCCCGGUGCCCAUGACUGGGGCUUUGGCUUUGUUGAGGUUGGCUCGGUGACCCCGCUGCCACAGCCUGGAAACCCCCGGCCACGUGUGUUUCGGCUCACCGAGGACCUUGCGGUGGUUAACAGGUACGGCUUCAACAGUGUGGGCCACGAUCAGGUGUGGUCUUCCCUGCAUAGCAGCCGUGCUGCGUGGCGUGGCCCCGUGGGCAUCAACCUGGGUCGCAAUAAGGAAAGUUCAGAUGCAGCUGCCGACUACGUGGCAGGUGUUCACCGCUUUGCCGACCUGGCAGAUUACCUGGUCGUGAAUGUGUCAAGCCCAAAUACUCCAGGGCUGCGCACACUGCAGGGGCGGCACCACCUUGAGAAUCUGCUGCUCAAGAUGGGCCCCACUGCUAGAGCUCACUGCGUCCGUCCUCCCCAGGUGCUGGAGGCGAGGGACAGCCUACCCAGGAGACUGCCCGUGCUGGUCAAGAUUGCUCCCGACCUGAGCGAUGAGGAGAAAGCAGACAUUGCAGCUGUUGUCAUUAAUACAAAGUGUGUGUGCCCCUCGCAGGUGGAUGGCCUGGUGGUCUGCAACACGACUGUCUCACGCCCCAGCAGUCUGCGCAGCGAGCACAGGGUCCAGCCGGGGGGCCUCAGUGGCAGGCCACUCGGGGACCUCUCCACGCAGACCAUUGCGGACCUAUACCGCCUCACGAAAGGAUCCAUACCGAUUGUGGGUGUCGGAGGUGUGUUUUCUGGUGAGGAUGCAUAUGCCAAGAUCCGGGCUGGGGCGUCUGCCGUGCAGCUGUACUCUGCCCUAAUCUACAACGGUCCACCUGUGGUGCGCACGGUCAAGGCACAGCUGGCCGAGCUGCUCAGGAAAGAUGGAUAUGUAAGAAUUCAAGACGCUGUUGGAGCUGACCACAAAAAAUGAAGGCAAAGAUAUCCGUGCCACAGACCUUUUAUUUUUCUACACCAAAAGAAUACGCUUUAUAUUACUCCAUUACCUUACAUUCUCCGAAUACUCCGAGGUUAGUCGCUUGAAAACGAUCUUGUAAGCAAUCUGCAGUACAAAGCUCGAAAGACAAUUCGCUCACUACUGCUGCCGCUCUUCCUUCCGGCAGCGUUUUGACAGCAAGUGUCCGCGGUCAUCGAGUGAGAUGUGUUUAUGUUUGCCUGUGCACACGGGGAUACCAUUUGUGUUAAUUUAGUUGGUAAACGAAUGUUUACAAGUUUAUACGGCCGAUAAAACUACUAUCCUUACUUCGUAUGGCUGUCUAAUAAUUUCCUAUCACUAUCAAUGAAGUAGUACAUGUCCACAAUCUUCGUACAGGUAAGGUAGGCUUAAUGCUAUCACUGAGUUUGCAACAUACAGACACACAGAUAGCCAUCUAUUUAGUGGACUUGAAAGCUGAAAUCGAGGGAAGUUUUCUCAUCGUGUUCGGCAUGCCGUUUAAAGCAGGAAGAACGAAGGCUUUAGACAACAAUAUUUGUGCUGGGCUACCGUCAUACUGUAGUUGCGUGCAGUGCUGCUUGCCGUGUUUCGCACUCUACGUAUAUUGUCUGUGUUCGAUGGUUUCAGCUAGAUUAAAAAAAGAAACAUAAAUGUGCUUGGCAAAGGUGUAAUGUCAGCAAGGUAGGUUCGAGCUGCUAUGUCCUAUUCUUUUUGAUAACACAUUGGCUAGGGGCAUGUAUACAGUGUAGGACAAAAACAACUACAAUACAUUAUGCAAAAUUUUCCAGCACAUAUUGUCAGCUCUUCAUCUUUCUGCUGCACAUUUAUAGUUCAGGUGUGGCAGUAAAGGCUUUGACACAAGUGGUGUCCUCAUAGGAAAGCAAAGGACGUUAUGGAGACAACAGUGCUUACAGGGACUUCUGUAAAGAUUGUGUGAAUCUUUGCUAAUAAACAAGCACAAUUAA